Brugia malayi is the source of this 126-nucleotide messenger RNA. RefSeq lists its product as uncharacterized. NCBI's taxonomy places the organism in Eukaryota, Metazoa, Nematoda, Chromadorea, Rhabditida, Onchocercidae. The transcript has 2 exons. The record is from RefSeq and is a predicted model, not a curated record. Bases 1 to 126 code for a protein of 41 amino acids.
AUGGCUUUGGCGAGAGCAUCACGGGCGGCACUUGCUUCGCUAGCGCGCAAUGUGAAGUCUACCACAAGGGAUGUUGCAGUGAAGUUAGAAAUUAAGUUGGAAGGGGAGCGACUAAAAAUCUCAUGA